Molecule: messenger RNA, 1632 nt
Organism: Colletotrichum abscissum
Lineage: Eukaryota; Fungi; Ascomycota; Sordariomycetes; Glomerellales; Glomerellaceae
Product: zinc carboxypeptidase
Exons: 2
Coding region: 1-1632 (543 amino acids)
Biological process (GO): proteolysis
Molecular function (GO): metallocarboxypeptidase activity; zinc ion binding
Source: RefSeq, a predicted model, not a curated record
AUGCGGCCUCACGUCGUCUUGUCUUCGCUGGCCAGCGUCGCCAUUCUUGUCCCCGCCGCCUCCGCUGCACGUUUCGACGCAUACCCCGAAUAUCGCCACGACGCCUCCGCUACUGCCGUGAGAGCCAAGUCUGACCUCUUUCCCUUCCUGAAAAGACUUCGGAAUGGCGUCGUUGAAUUCGUCUUCGGACCCCAUCCUGCCAAAGCUAGCCACCUGACAUCUCACGUCCGAACAAGCCUGCGAGACGAUCACAUCAAUGAGGUCGUCUUGCGCUUCAAUCUCACCACCGCGGAAGAAGAGUCUGCCUUUGCCGCCGCCGCCGCCCGUACCUUUCUAGACAUUUGGGCCUUCAACCAUGAAUUCGUCGAUGUUCGAAUUCGCCAAGACAAUGUUCGAUCGCUGCUUGGGCUUCUGCCCGACUCUCUGAAAUCAGCUUACUCGACGUUGAUAUCGGAUGUAGCAGCCGCUGUGUACGACACAUAUCCUGCCGUCGAUGUCCCGGCUCAGACUUACCGCAUCCCCGAUGGUCGCGCAAACCUCAAGAAUGCGCAAAACGGGAAUGAGAACUAUUUUUUCCAGGAUUACCAGAGGCUUGAUACAAUCGUCCAAUGGAUGCGCUUAACCGAAGCUAUGUUCCCAGCCAUCACCGAAGUUAUAACCAUUGGGCAAUCCUCUGAACAACGAGAUAUUCUCGGUCUCAAGGUUGGCAUGAAGACCCAGGCGCCAGGCAGCGAAAAGCGGAAGACAGUCGUUGUUGCGGGAGGGAUGCAUGCAAGAGAGUGGAUUUCCACGACAACUACCAACUAUGUCGCUUGGUCAUUCAUUACGGCCUUCGGCAGGGAGCCCAUGAUCACCAAGCUGCUGGAGCACUUCGAUUUCAUCUUCAUCCCGGCUGUCAACCCCGACGGUAUCGAGUACACCUGGACUACAGAUCGACUGUGGCGCAAGUCCCGGCAGGAGACGGGUAUGUCUUGGUGCCACGGUUUCGACCUCGACCACGCCUUUGGCUAUGAAUGGGGCGACUACUCCGAAAACGACCCUUGCUCUGAGAGCUAUGGCGGUAAACAGCCAUGGCAGGCUGCCGAAGCCAGAGCUGUAGCACUCUGGGCGAGGAAUGCAUCCUUGGAGGAUACCGAGUUUAUUGGUCUCAUUGACCUGCACUCCUAUUCUCAACAGGUGCUAUUUCCCUUCGCAUACUCCUGCGACGUCGACCCGCCCAAUGUCGAGAACCUCGAAGAGCUCGCUGCUGGGCUUGCCAAGGCCAUCCGUCUGUCCAACGGAGAGCUGUACUCGGUCACAUCGGCGUGCGAAGGAGCUGUCGCAGGACGAGGCUCUGCUCCAGGUGCUAAGCGUCUUGAGACAGGCGGUGGAUCGGCCAUUGACUGGUUCUAUCAUGAACUGCACGCGCAUUAUAGUUACCAGAUCAAGUUGAGGGAUACCGGCAGCUACGGCUUCCUUCUUCCCAGGGAAAACAUCAUUCCCGUCGGCGAAGAAAUAUUCAGCGCGAUGAAGUACUUUGGAGACUAUCUCCUUGGCAACAACGGAAUCGAGAAGUCCGUAGGAGCCUUGACACCAACAUCCGACGAACCGGAUCGUAGUCUGGAGCUUCGACGACUCAGAAAGCGCAAAUAG